AUGACAUAUGUCCGUCUGGGCAACUCGGGCCUCAAGGUCUCACGACUGAUUCUUGGUCUGAUGAGCUAUGGGCAAAAGGAAUGGGGCAAAUGGGUCUUGGGCGAGGAGGAAGGCAUCAAACAUAUCAAGGCUGCAUACGAUGCUGGAAUCCAAACGUUUGACACAGCCGAUGUCUACUCCAACGGAGAGUCAGAGCGUAUUCUAGGCAAGGCAAUCAAGCAGCUCAAUCUACCCCGAGAUGAAAUCGUGGUCAUGACCAAGGUAUUCAACAUUGUUCGCCGAGAACCAGGACCAUUCCUGCCCACUGUCAGAGGUGACAGUCCUCAGGCCGAUGCGUUGGGAUACACAAACCAGUACGGACUCAGUCGCAAGGCACACUCAUCCAUUGCUUCUUGUCUCUCCAUCGCUAACCAAUGCCACCGAUUCGACUAUCAGACACCCAUAGCCGAGACAAUGCAGGCCCUCCAUGACGUCGUCAAAGCCGGUUAUGCGCGGUACAUUGGCAUGUCCAGUUGCCACGCUUACCAGUUCCAUGCAAUGCAGAAUUACGCAAUUAAUAACGGGCUCACUCCAUUUAUUGCAAUGCAGAAUCAGUAUAAUCUAGUUUAUAGAGAGGAGGAGAGGGAGAUGAUCCCUACGCUCAAAAUGUUUGGAGUUGGGAUGAUCCCUUGGUCACCGCUUUCGCAGGGAAUUUUGAGUCGACCGUAUGAGGAGACGACGCUUCGCGCUCAGACUAGCCACUCUGCACAAUUAUGGAAGAAAACGAAAGAAGACAACAAAGAAAUCAUCCUUCGGGUUGAGAAGAUAGCAAAGGCCCGAGAUAUCAGCAUGGCCCAGGUUGCAGUAGCUUGGUGCCUCUCCAAGGACGUGGUUACUGCACCCAUAGUUGGUACCACAAGCCUGGCGAAUCUCCAGGAUCUUAUUGCUGCCGCCAAUGCGACCUCCAGCCAACGCCCCAACCCUGCAGAACAUUUGCCGUUCAACUAUGUGCCCACUGGAUGGGUCGGCAUUCUGUUCCUGGUUCUCUUUGCUUUGACCACCACUGGUCAUCUGUUUCAAGCUGUUACUCUCAAGACGACAUACAUGAUACCAACGCUUGUAUUAUGCGGCGUCGGCGAGUUGUUGGGCUGGGCCGGACGUUAUUGGGGACAUGUGAACCCGCAUAACGGCGACGCAUUUAUGAUGCAAAUUACCACUACUAUUAUUGCGCCUUCGUUCAUGACCGCAGCCAUGUUCUUGAUUCUGCCGAAAAUUAUCAAUGAGCUGGGUACGAUGUAUAGCCGAAUGCCUCCACGCCUUUAUUCCAUCAUCUUCAUUACCGCCGACGUGACCGCACUGAUUAUUCAAGCUGCUGGUGGGGCCAUGGCCUCCAUUGCACGUACUCCGGAAGGCUCAGAGAGAGGAGGAAAAAUUAUGCUUGGCGGCAUCGUCAUCCAGCUCAUCGCUGUGAUUCUCUAUACCAUUCUUGGUCUUGAAUUCGUUAUCCGUUUCAGCUAUGACCGACCCGCUCAUCCCAAGAUUAUAAGUGAUCUACGCAAGAACUCCGGAUGGGUCGGUGUGCCCCGGGGUAUCGUAAAAAUGCUCACCGGUCUUGCGAUUGCGACGGUGUUCAUUAUCAUUCGGAGCAUCUAUCGUACUAUCGAACUCACCGAUGGAUGGAACGGGACGAUCAUCUCCACCGAGAGUUAUUUCAACUGGUUUGAUGGAGCACCGAUUUUUGUGGCCAUGUUUACAUUCAACGUUUUUCACCCUGGAAAUUUGCUGCGAAACUUGGAGAGCAGCAAUCGAUUGCCAAUUUCUGCAUACUCGUCCAGCGAUCGAGUCGAGAUGACUCGGGUGUGA
Messenger RNA from Rhizoctonia solani, 1842 nucleotides. RefSeq names its product RTA1-like protein. The coding region runs from base 1 to 1842 and encodes 613 amino acids. Gene Ontology annotation, cellular component: plasma membrane; fungal-type vacuole. The transcript is spliced from 15 exons. The record is from RefSeq and is a predicted model, not a curated record. Lineage: Eukaryota; Fungi; Basidiomycota; Agaricomycetes; Cantharellales; Ceratobasidiaceae.